AUGGCAUUCGUACACCACCAGCCACGACAACAGCGCAGGGAUCGCGCAGACGAUUCACACCACCAAACACACGCACCGCCACACCACCGCCACGAACGUCAGGUCGACCAGGAUUGGAGCAUCGUCUUCCCCGGUAGAGCACGCCAAGCGCCCGCAUCGCCCACCCUAGACUCGGAGCUCACCGACGACUCGAAUCCACUCGCGCUCACCUUGCCACCCUUGCACGAUGGCACUGGCCGAUUCAUCGCUUCGCCCCUCAGCCCCGCUUCCACCGACCUCGCUUCCACCGAUGCGCCAUCCAACUACACCAACGACGACGGCCACCUCUCCGACGCACGCCACUCCGAAGACAUCUUCCCCGACUCCGUCUUCAGCGGCACCGACUCGCAGCUCGAUGCGGAUGAAGAGCUCGGCUUUGGCUCCGGCUCCGACUUUGACUUUGAGAGCGAUGCCGCCGCCUCCUCCUCCCAUCAUCCCGGACGCAGUCCCGUACGAAGAGCAACAGGCGCUCCCAGCACCGCCUCCCGCCGCAAACCCUCUAGGCUCAGCCAUGCCAGCCACGUGAGCGUCGACAGCGACGACGACGACGACGGCACCACGCCUUCGCACAGCCAUCUGCUAGGCAGCAAGGCUUGGUCGCUGCUCGCUCGCUCCAACGCUCUCGAACGAGUCGAGGAAAGUCCCUCGGCAUCCACGCAGCUCUACUCUUCCGCGCACUCGAGCCGUCGUGCCCGUCGCGCGCCUCACGUCACGCACCAUCUGCCCGUCGUCCUGACCAGCGGCUCGGAGCGCGAAGACGCCGAGGCAGCACGCGCCCACGACAAUGCGAACGACGACGCCGAGCUGGCCAUCAGCAACCUCGCGCAGAGCGCCGGCCUCUCGCACGUCGACCACGCCGAUCGGCUGCGUCGGCCCAAGCGCAGGCAUCGACGCUCCGCCGCCGGCCGCUCCAGCAAGCGCAGCAACACCUCCCAGAGCCUGCUCAGCGUCGACUACGACGCGCGUCGCUUUGGCUCACGCGGCGCUGAGCACGCCCGUGGUGAGCACGCCCACGGCGCAGACACGCCCAAGUCGUCCACGCGCGCAUCGCACCUCGCCACCGCACAGCAUGCGUCCAAGACGUCGCGCGUGAUCGGCACCAUCUUGCGCAAGGUGUUUGACCUCGAACCCGAGGUGCUCGAUGCUUUCCUUCACGACGAUGCAGAGCGUCAGCGGUCGGGUGCGCAGCCGCCCUCACGCACUACUGUCCCGCGGGCAGGUUUUGCGUUCGAGUCGCCCGAUGCUGCACCGCUGUGUGCUGAGGGCAUGAUGCUCGACGGACGCAGCGAGCACGAGCGCUGGCACGCCUCGGACGCCGAGACCGAGGUGGGCGAAACCGAGGCUGACGUCGUCGACCCAGCAACAUCGGUGCUGUUUGCCAACGACAAGCGUGUGCGCGGCGAGGAGCCGGACGACGGCUCGGGCUGGCGGUUGACAGAGGCGGCUUUGCUGCAGCGCGGCUCGGCGUCGAUGCGCAGCGCAGGCGCGCCGUCGCUGAUGGAGCCGACGACGAUGGAGGCGUUGUCGGCGUUUGUCAACACCAUGGUGAUGCCUGUGCCCAUGCCGUUGCGGCUGCUGGGUGCGCUCUUUGGCUGGUCGGGCAUUUGGACCUCGUCCCACCCUGCGAAUAAGGUCGACAGGGACGAGGAGGGGGCACGCGCAUCGGGAGAGGCCGAGGAGGAACGCAAGUACCGCUACGAGCGUCUGCUCAGCGCACAGCAGGCCAAGGCGUGGAGCCAGAGGUACCGCGGCAUUCUUUUUGCCAAUGUCGACGACGAACAGCCGAGUCCCGAUGUGCCCGAGCUGUGGAGGGGCGAGGAGCAUCCGGCCAUUGCGGCGCAGCAUGUGUACGACUAG
Molecule: messenger RNA, 1896 nt
Organism: Moesziomyces antarcticus
Lineage: Eukaryota; Fungi; Basidiomycota; Ustilaginomycetes; Ustilaginales; Ustilaginaceae
Exons: 1
Coding region: 1-1896 (631 amino acids)
Source: RefSeq, a predicted model, not a curated record